Molecule: messenger RNA, 10765 nt
Organism: Porites evermanni
Lineage: Eukaryota; Metazoa; Cnidaria; Anthozoa; Scleractinia; Poritidae
Source: the annotation of a GenBank genome assembly
AUGGAAGAAAUCUUUAUCCCAAUUGGCGCGAGUAGAUUUUUUCUUGCAAUUGCUGGGUUUGUCUACUGUAAACGUCGGCGACGCCAGCGACUGCCUCAUGGGAUCGAUGAAGUUGAUCAAGGCAACAACGAAAGAAGACACCUUGUUGAUAGACACGCUGAACGAGCCCCAUCUGAAAUCGAUAGUUAUAUUAACCCAAUAGUAGAAGAGAGAUCUGAACCACUGACGACAAAAUCUUGUGAUAUCACCGUGUCUAAGAGUAAAGACGAGUUCAACAAGCAAAGUGCGUCUGCGUAACAAUGUCCAAUGUUUUAAAACUUUUCCCAAUUAACUCGUCUUCUUCAGUAUGGACACACCUACAUGUACAGAAAAAAAUGUUGCAGAAUUUUUAAACAAAUAGCUUACUCAAAAGAAUCUUGCCAGUUCAUAGGUUAAAGCAGCUGGAACAGAUGAGUUUACUACGUAAUAUUCGCCAGUAGUCUAAUUUCUUAUUUUAUUAUACCAUUUGUACUUCUUAAUGAUAUUAUUAGCAUUAUUCCUCACGUUACUUGCGCUUUUCACAUCAAAAUCGACACAAACUAACAACUAUAGCGGUCGGCCAUGCUUUCAAGAGCUCCCGCUCUUGCAAAUGUCUACGCAAGAAAGGAACCGAGAAGAACGUCUGGGUUAAAGAAUGUUAUUCUUUUUCCUUCAUUCCUUUCCUUAUUUGCAAAUAAGCAUCAGUCAACUGCACUCUGAUUUAAAAAUUGUUUAUGUUUAGUUGUAUAAUCUAUACCAUGUUGUUCCUAUAGUUUCCUUUGUAUUUUCUAUUUUAUUUUUCUGUAUCUGAAUAGUGUGAAUAAAAGAUGGUGAAGAUGACAAUGAUGAUGCCAACAUGAUUCGCUUGAUUAUCAUGGCAGUAUUGUAUAUGAAAAACUACUUGUCAGGCCCGUAGCCGGGGUUUUCUACGGGGAGGUGCGAUCCAACGUGGAGACGGACCAAAUAAGGCCGGAAGGGGCAAGUCUCUAGGGGGAGGGGAAGCUUUAGUUGUUUGAGUUAUCAAGGUUGCAACUGGAGGGGCUCACUUCGAAUGCGUUUAAUAGCGUGAGUCACCGGGGGUGGUCCGGGGGCAUGCUACCCGGAAAAUUUUUAAAUUUAAGCCCUUUGAAAUGGCUGGAAAUUAAUAUAAAAAAUUAAAAUGGUGUGGUGAAACUUGGUAUACUUUCAACAUCAAGAAACGUCGCUAUAAAAAAAAACCGUCUCCACAAAACGCAUGAUACAACAACAACUAUUCUCCCAACCUUCGACAUUUUUCGAUAAGAAAAUCAUCGCAUUUAUAGUUGCAACUUUUGCAGUUGCGAAAAGAAAGCCUGAAAAAAAUUCAGGCUUGUACGGGAUUCGAACCCUCGACCUCUGCCAUACCAUAUUUUUUCUUAAAGUUUUCUUAGAAUGGGAAAAAAGAUCCUUGUGCCGCGUUGACGAUGUAAUAAUGAUCGCCUUUUUCCCGAGAAAUAUACUGUGAAAGACCAUAUUUCUAAUACUAAACUAGAAAAAGGCGAUCAUUAUUACAUCCAAACACGGCACAAGGAUCUUUUUUUCCAUUAAAAUCUUAUUCUAAGAAAAAUUUUAGAAAAAAUGUCCCGAAAAGCGCUCGAAAAUAUAAACAAAAUGUGCUCAUGCCCCCUGGGCAUCCUAUAACACUCCUUAAAUCGAAUUAAUUCAAUAUGGCCGCCGUAUCGGUAAAAAGGUCUAUUGAGCUAACAAGCCAACUGGAAGCAGGUCCUUAAAUUGGUUCAAUUUGUUAUAAACGCGUGGUUCGUUACAAACCAGUAUAUCAGAGGUCAAGGGUUCGAAUCCCGUACAAGCCUGAAUUUUUUUCAGGCUUUCUUUUCGCAACUGCAAAAGUUGCGUCUAUAACUGCGGUGAUAUUCUCUCAUAAUUGCUUUUUACUGUUGAUAAGUGGGGGGCUUGGUACCGCUUUUACAGCAUUUUCAAUUUCACUACACAAUCUGUAAAUUAGAAUAGAACAAUACUGUUACUUCACUUUGUUUUAAAUCCCUGAUCAAUAAAAAAAGUGGACCUCUUGCGACUGUGGGGAAGUGCGAGCGCACCCGUGGCACCCCCUCUCCCUACGGGCCUGCUUUUUAUUCCUUGCAAUUUCAUUUACAACUAUAGUUUUUUUUAUUAUUUUUCUUAUUUUCUUUAAACGAUGGUUGAUGUAAGUAGGUAUUUGACAUGAUUUGAGCCACCAUUAAUAAGGAGGUCCGAGCCGUCUGGGUUGCGAACUUGUGAUAUCAACACACCCUUCGAGUAACCGGGCCCGGUUUAUUACCUAGAAAAGUAAGAAUGAAGAUACUGCAUCGAUUAGUGAUAAAAGCGAAGAAUAAUUGUUUGUGGCUUUAUAGCCAUUAACGGUCUUCUAAAAGCAUCAGAAUUUACAUGUAUGAGUCCAGAUGCUACAAAUGCGAUCAAGCUGCAGUCUCUGUUGACUUGUCGAGAACCUUCACGCAACAACGAAGAUGAAAAACCCAGCACCAAGUUUGCUAGACUACUGCCGAGAUUUUGGAAAGGCAAUGAGAGAUAUCUAUUAAGCAAAUUAAUACUUCACCAACUGGAAACCCAUUAUUCUGUUCCAGAGCUCGCAAUGAAACUUUCUGCUAUUGCAAAAUUAAAUCCGAUUUCAGUAGUACCUGUGGACAAAACGAACAUUGCAAAGAUGAGGGAAUGGGCGAGUGAACAUGAGCAGUGUGUUCGAAAGCUUACUGUUAGGUAGCAAACAAUUAAAUUUUCAGCUGGCACAUUGUCUAUAGCCUAUGGGCUAUAAACAUACCACAAGAUCCUCUCAACAGCAAUGUGGAAGAAGAAGUCAUUGAAAGAGAGAAAGAGGAAGUCAUUGAAGAGUAUGACAGAAACCGGAAACCGCGCUAGAAAAGUCUCUGGCACCCAGGGUAAGUAUGACUCUGACUUUGCUUCCAAUUUAUCUUCGCCUCAACUAUGUGAGGAUGAGGAUAUGAAGAGUGAUGUUGUGGUGAGUUCAACCUUAAAAACGCGAAAUGGCAGACAAAUAAAAGCAGUGGUUAGGCUGAAUUUGUAAGACCUCUUGAAAGAAACUAAUAUUCAGGCUGCUUCGAAAGUGUUCAAGAAAAUUGAAAACUGGAAAGUGAGAUUAAACUUAUUUUGGGGAGUCUUGAGGGUAAGCGAAAAAGGGAAAAAACUACGCUAUAAACGGCCAUAAACGUCUGCGGGACUCAAAACAUACCAAUUAACUGACUGAACGUUUUUUGCUGCUUACUGACUAAGUAGCGAUUUUUGAACUGUUUACUGACUAAGUAGCAUUUUUUCACUUUUUACUGUGACUACAGCUAUACCCCAUUGAAAUCUUCAUGUGAAAACGUCACCGUUGCUAUGGCUACAUAAUAAAUCGCGCCUUGCGCAGGAAAAAAACUAUUUAAGGUGGCUGAACACAGUUUUGCGGGCGGUUAGCGGUAACUCGUUUGACGGCGCGUGUUACAAACAUGGCGGCGAAAAAGCAAUGGUACACAGAAGACGAUUUCUCACAAUCUACUCAUUAAAAUUUCGUGAUACUAGUAUUUGGCAGAAUUUUUACUUUUAUCGUAUUUUAAAUGAUGAAAACUUUAAAAUGGAAGUUGAACAGACGAAUUUUUCGACACAUUUAAUAAUUACAGAACAGUUAUAUUAUUGAUUAUCUAAAAACGCGUGGCUUUAAAUUUGGUCAUAUAAGUUUCAAAUGGUAAUGAUUAACUAUAAUAAGCCGUGUGCAACUUUAUAGGAAAAUCUAAUGAGCGAAUUUUAAGUAAACUAAGCAGAAGUCAAAUUUUAAGGUUGUAUUCAAUCGCGAAUGUUGCCAUGGAAACUACGAAAACGUUACAUUUUACAUGUCAAUCAAAAUCUUUUAUCAGUAUAUUAUUCAAUUGCCAUGUUUUAGCUUGUGAGCUGCAACCUUUCUUUUGCCAUGAUUUGGCAAAUGACAUAUACCUACAAACUGUCAAAACUAUGUUCAGACACCGUAAGUGAAAUGGUUUGGUUUUUCAUUGGUGUUUACAUAAUAAAUAGAACAUUACGAAACACGCGAAGAGAAAUUUCGUAUCUCCAAGCGGCCAUGUAAUAUCCUCUAUAUAUGGCUUAAUAAGUGAAUACACAGUAGUAGAGACACAUAUCCAAAAGUUAGAAGAUUGCGUUACGUAAAACCUGUAAAGACCUUUAUACUGUAAUGCAGCCCAGGGAGACAUCCGCUGACAACACGACCGGUCUCUGUCCCUUCUUUUAGCGCCGUUUUGUAACUCUUUGGUUAUGAUAUAAAAACAAGAAUUAACAAAUUUGACAAGCAUUGAAGGAAAACCCGAGCAAUGAUUACCGAGGUUUGGGUGCUCACUUUUGUUAGUGCCUGAAGGUAAGCGAGGUCUGUAUUUAAGUUCUUUGUAUUACCUUUGGGCAACAGGGCGGAAGUCAAUGCUCAUAAAUAAUUUUGAUAAAAAUUGCAAUGCAUGUAGAAAUUUUGUUAAGCUUUCUUAUAGGCAAAGCGAGUUAGAUACAAAUGGAAAGAAAAUGGAUAACAGAAAUCGGCGAAGUCAUGCAUUUUGCAUCUACUUUGCUGUUACAUCAAAAUGAAACCGGAAGUGCAAUCUAAGGCCCGUUUCAAACGUCGAUCGUGUUACUGCCCUCCCGAACUCAGUUGAUCGAAUUAAAGUCUACUUUAGCACGGCAAUAGCGCGACGAUUGAAACCAAGUUGUGCUACUGUCGUGUAGCACGGCAAGCCUUAACGUGCAACACGGCAGUAGCUCGACUUGGUUUCAAACGUCGUGCUACCGCCGUGCCGAACUCAAUUCAUAAAUUAUAAUUACAUUAGAAUACAUUUAGAAGUUUGCUACACUGUUUCUUUCUUUUUGCGCUUUGUUUUAGGCAACAGCCGUUCUAUUCGACUGACUUAAUAUUAAAUUCGACGUCUGAAACCAAGUCGGGCCAGUGUCGUGCUACAGUCGAGCUACAGGACCUACAGUCGAGCCAGCUUAGCAAGGCAAUAGCACGACGUUUGAAACGGUCCUAACUUCUUUGCUAAUUUUACAAAUGGGAGUCUUAUCAAACAUGAUAUCUUCAUGAUGAAAACAAAGGUUAAGAAGAGAAAAGAAGUUCUGCUGACUAUCUAGGUCUUGAUCGUAACCAUCUUCAUUUAAUUUAAGUGAAGCCACAUGGAUACCCUGGUUUCUGUCGAUCGACCGUAACUGCUACGUAUUGCUGAGAAGAAAGGGAAUCUCCCGGAAACUAAUUCUACCUAUUAUAUGCGUCACUAUACUAAAAUAGAUGCUACGUACUACUUCUAGGAUGUGUUUGGUGGCCAAGGCAGCAUCUGCUUUCGAGUUACCCACUUUCUUUUAAUGAAAAUAAGUUCGUUUUUAGGAGAUGUGAGAGAAAAAAGUAUCAUUUUUAUAGUAUGUUUACCAGUAAUAAACUAUUUCCUCGUCAACUGAAACGCUAUUAACAAGAAUAGCCAGCGCAAAAGAGUUAAAUAUAGUUCUGAUGAAGAAUUUUCAAUGAUUUUAGUACCAUGCCAUCAAGUAUGUGGAUCAGUCGUGUUAUGUGGUCAGUCUUACUGUACUCUUCACUUCAAUAUCAAAGAACAAGUAGCAACAGAACAAUACCAGCGUCUCAUUACAACUGCGCCUGUAACGAUAAAUACGGAUUGUUCAACCUCGCUCCUUUGCAAAGUAAAGAUGGAACACCCAGGUUUGUAAUGCAAGAAAUAGAUGCAUAAGGUGGCUGUCAUUUUGCAAAUACUUUAAAUUAGCCUUUUUUUUUCUUCUUCAUCCCCAGGGCUUUUCCCUUAAAAAAGGGCAAACCCUGCGGACGAGGUUGUAAUUCAUUUAUAAUUCAUAGCUCGUUUAAUUUAGUUCAUAUUGUAAAUUAAGCGCAUUAGAUCUACGAUAGCGCUAUGUAAGUAAUGAUUUACAAUAUCAUUAAACCAAGCUGAACUAAAUUUAACCCUUUUCGGACGGCGAGGGUCGUUUUUGUCUCCAUAUAGAACGAUGCAUAUUUUCCUCUCUAGACCAAUUUAGUUUUCGGUUUAUGCUAUUGCGUUAGUCACCAGGAACGUCUAGCGAUACCCUGCUUUGGAAAUUCUGAGCAAUCCUGACAGAGUUUCAAACAAGAAAAAACCAAGUAACAUUUUAGACAAAAUUCCACUGCCGAUUAUGCCAUUUACAUGCUACUCUUUGUAGACUAAAUUUCUCCCUCUCCUAAAAUAAAUAUUUGCCAAAAAUUUNCAAUCCUGACAGAGUUUCAAACAAGAAAAAACCAAGUAACAUUUUAGACAAAAUUCCACUGCCGAUUAUGCCAUUUACAUGCUACUCUUUGUAGACUAAAUUUCUCCCUCUCCUAAAAUAAAUAUUUGCCAAAAAUUUUACUCCAAAUUUUGGCUUAUGCGCGUUCGCGAAGAACAAAAGCGCUGCGAUUUUUACUGACUAUGCUAUUCCUGACCAAAGUGAUCUUCAAACUAUUGAUUUACUUUACUAAUUAAAUCUCUUAUUUUAUUUUUUCAACAGAUUUACCGUAGCAGGUGGAGAAAGCUGGGAUUAUUCUUAUAAUCCUUGCAGCUCAUUCUGGUGUGGAAACUCUCAAGGUCAUGAUGUGGCUGUAAGUGCUUAAAAUCCGAGACCUGCAAUUUUACCUUACUGUUGGCCUCGCGUGGGCAUUACUCAAAAGAGAUGAAGUAGGAAAGGAAAUAAGCAGUAUAUCUAGAAAGUAUCAAUUUCGGGCCUUGUUACUCAUCUGGCUAAAAGCCUGAUACAAAUUUAGUAUUCAUGGAAAAAAAAAGAAAGUGUUUUCAUAAGAAAAAUUUUAAUUCUCACAACACUGGUUUGGUUAUGGGCUCCUGGUUUGAGACACAAACACCCCCCCUUUUUGUUUUGGAAAACCAAUACGGCGGCCUUAACGUCUUGUGAAAUUGCUCUACAUGUCUCAAAAAAUCUUUCAAUAUUUCAUCCAUUGUCCCUUUCGUUUGAAUUGUGUACAUUGCCUAGCCAUCAAAUGUAGAUAACUUACUAAAGGAUGUUCCAUUUGUAAACAGUAUUAUUUACUUUAUUGAAAACUAAACAAAGAAAUAAAAAAUUGUGUACAGGUAAUAGAAAACCUUUAAAAUGUACUUUAUGUGACUUUCAAUAACUAGGGUUGCUCGAUUAAUGGUCUAAUAAUUGUGUCGACGAAGGAGACGCUUUCUAAUUGAAUCGUUGGCUGUUCUGUGUGUUCGUCGGCAGCCUGUGCAUGUUCCAAGCGCGAGAAAUCGAGAAAAGAGGUUGCCGGUGUGCCGGUUCCAAAUCUGCGCCAUCUUGAAACGUCACAAAAGUAGUUCCCAAUGCGUUUCGCAACCUUUGGAUCUCUGCUUCUUCGUGGUUUUGUGGUUUAAUUAGGGAUCUUUCUUGCUUCUUUUUCCUACGAAAUUCCUGCGGUGUGAGAAAUGAACUCCUCAUAACUCAGUGUAGGAAAAAAAGGAUUAAGAUGCUUCGUUGGAACCGAUACAGGUGUCUAAGACCCUAAGGCGACGCACCGUAUAAUCUACGAUAACUGCUAGUUUUAUGAUUUUCUCAGUUUACAACCCAAUGCUUUCAACUCAUUUCAGGUUUGUAGGUGGCCUAUGAACAAUGCAAGCUACGAGGUGAUAGGAAAACAGAGCACAUUUUCAUGCGGUAAUGACAGUCAACGCCACAACAAGCCUCAAUUUGAAUACAGCUUUAACCAGUAUGUGUCGGAUUCAUUAACAAUUUAAAAAUUCGGCUUUUAUAAGAUUUGAAGAAUGAGGGGGAGAUUGAAGGGAUAUUACCGACCGAGGUGGAUAACAUCCUACGAAAAUCAUCAUACGAUCAUACGAAAACAGAAUUCAGUUAUUUAUUAUUAUUAUUAUUAUUAUUCAUUCAAAAUAUUUCCCCGAUUCUGAUUGGCUAAAAGCACACGUAUAAUUCACCAUAACCAGUUACUGAUGACCAAAUUUGGAAGAAUUUGUGUUUAACGAGGAAAUGACGCAAAAAUGCAGCGUUCUUGCAGGUAAAUGCACCGUUCACCGAGAAAAGUUGGGGACGAGGUUGAGUUGUUUUGGUUGUGAAACAAAAAAUGGCGGACAUUCCACUCGUUUCAAGAGUAAGGACUAGGCCAAAUUAUAGCUAAAAACAUAGCAAGAACACCAAUAACACAACUCGAGGGGCGACAUCUGCUAUUUGGAGAAUAUUUGCGGAGCUGAACAUUCCUAAACGAGCACUAUCGAAGGUGAACUUAACAUCGAUGGAGGUAAGCAUGUUUUAGCUUUGUUUUUACACUAGGAAUUAUUUUGAAUGAAUAAUAAAACAAUUAUUGAAUUCGGCUUUCGUAUCAUAUGAAGAAUUAUGGAUAUCUCGGAGGGUGUUAUCCGCCUCGGCCUACGGCCACAACGGAUAACACUCUCCUCGAUCUUCAUAAUUCUUCAUAAGAUACUCAGCCUCAUUCAUUAAUUGUUAAAUAUCUAAGUUCUCAGCAUUUACUCCUUUUAGUACAUUUGCCUUUUCCUCGGCAGUUUGAGAAUUUGAAGAGAUGUUUUCAAAAGUUUUUUUUAUUUUCUAUAUCUCUAGUUUGUUGUUGUUUUCUUUGUUGCUGUUGUUGUUUGCUUGUUUGUUUGGUGAUGUUUUUUCAUCCGGGCGAAUAUAUAUUCCCAUCCCAGGCGACUCUCUCAUUGUCGUAAGGAGGCUGUGGAGAAAAUAAAAGAAAGUGCGCGGGACACGAUGGGAAGGAGGAAGAUCCCAUCGUCCCCGCGCCCUUUCUAUUUUUUUAUUAUUCCUAUUUUUAUUGGGACAUCCAGCAAGAGCCUCUGCGGGGGAGUGAGAGACCGCUUUCAAACAGUUGCGGUUUUUUUGAGCGGAUUCACUAGUUUAGUGUGGACGGAUGGCCGAUUCGUGUAAAACUAAACAUAUGCGGUUUCAAAAGUAUCCGAAUUCGUGUGGACAUGACCUAAAUGUAUCAAAUAAAAAAUAAAAACAGUUGUUUUUUUCAUUACCGGUAACUGGUGAGAAACAAUCCGUUAUGAGAAUAAUAUGGUUUUUAAGACUAUAGAUUUUCUAGCUUGUUUCUCAAUUAAGGUACAUGAUUUUUCGACGGUUGUAUUUCAGAAAUGGCUCAAAACAAUUAACGUUAUUUUAUUUCGAUGUUACUUAGUCGUUUUGAACUCUACGAAUCACAACUGGAAGCAAGAUAACUUGAUUCUCUUAGUCAAAGUUAGCCUGCCUCUGAGCAAGCUCCAUUGGAGGCUCAAUUUUUCUCCCUCACCCCUUAGAGCCGCCCGGAGAGCUUGCUUGCAAGCUAGUACAAACUGUAUAUCGGCCGUCUAACCAUAAUGAACACUUGAUGACUGGUUUCUCGCGAAACAGUUAAUUUUGUUAAUUUCUGGAAAUUCAUUAAACCUCGCUAUAACGGCGAUCGUCGGUCAAUAUUCGCGAGUAGCAUUGCAUUGUUACCCUCUGACGUCAUAAAUUUUUUGUGAGAUGUCAUGUGACCCCGAAGUAACCAACUAAUAAUGGUUUAACUGUGAUAAUAAUUAUGAAACCUAGAAAUAAAGCCCAGUAAACAUGAGUCAAUUUUAAUCUUCAGGCCAGGGUGGAAAGUGAUAAUCAAGCUUCAAUGUAAUCCCAAAUUGGUACGAGUCGACGAAGCAAAAUUCAGCAUUACUCGAGAUACUGAGAGCCCCUGGGUAAGUUUUCUUGCGUGUCGUCGUUAGUAAAGUCCUUAGUAUAGUGAAAAACCGGGAACAGUGAAUUUUCUGUCGGCAAAAAUCGUGUCAAAGUAACAUUUCAUACCUUUCUUUUUCAGAUAUUUCUUUUGGAGCACAAGUGUGCCUGCGCAAAUGGUUGUGAAAAUACAUUCAGUAGUACGAGUACGAGUAGUACUAGUAGUUCCACAAGUAAGUUUGAGGCGCGUCACGUUUACAUGAAGCUGUAUCUCACCAUAUCUUGGCAACAUGCAGCGUAUGCUCAACAAAGUUCUUAUUUCAUUCAUGCAGAGUAUUUCUAAAGUACGCCAGAAUCGAUUUAGCAAAAAGGCUGGCAGUGUGGUUUCAAUCUUAGGGACCAGUGCCUCUGGUCAGGUCGUUAUUUUAGUGAUGUUAUGUUCUUGAUACAUCACCGGGGUAGUCUGAAUGAAGGUGGACCUCUCCUCAGGGUCGGAAAGUGGCCGUUGAAGGGAGGUUAAACUAGAGGCUCAAUGAAUGUAACCGCGCCAGAUGCUAGACUGUGUGAAAAGCGGCACUCGAAAGAUAUGAUAUUCUCCUCGCUACUAUUUUUCUUUCUUUCAACUAGUUCUUCGAUUUUUCAACUUUGAACUGAGAGUAUUGCAAAGAUAGAAUCAUAAAAAGCAUGCAAUAACUAAGUAAGAAUGUCCCUGUCCUAAUCUUUUGCAUUGCCCUCUCUAAUCAGAAUAUCUCCUUUAUUGAAAUUUCCAGCGAGCGCCCCUAAUGACUGGGAGGAGAUCGGAGUACCAGUGUGCAUCGCUGCUGGAUCCGUAUUAUUUGUGCUUUGGGGAAUGUUUAUUGUGUUCCGAUUAAUCAGUGGAGGAGACGUCAAUAGAAGAGAGAGGGAAGGGGAAAGAGAAGGUCUACUAAAUGGAGAUGGAAUGGCUGGGCGAAAUGGUAACUUGAACGGUCCGCAAGCCGACGGAAAUAAUUUACAAUCUCAGCCUGUCUCAAUGACCUCUACCUCCGACACUUACUACGAUGCUAAUGAUACUAGUCUGCCUAAAGUUGGAAGUUUGCCUGUUUGA